This is a messenger RNA of Plodia interpunctella (Indianmeal moth), 1551 nucleotides long. RefSeq names its product polyamine-modulated factor 1-binding protein 1-like. The record is from RefSeq and is a predicted model, not a curated record. NCBI's taxonomy places the organism in Eukaryota, Metazoa, Arthropoda, Insecta, Lepidoptera, Pyralidae. Bases 1 to 1551 code for a protein of 516 amino acids. The transcript is spliced from 5 exons.
AUGGCUCAAACCCGCAAAGUUACUGAACUCGAGGCCAAGCUCAAAGCUACACUCCGGGAGUUGAAAGAUACUCAAGCCGAAUGCACCCAGCUCAGAACAGAAAAUGAAGACGGAGCUGAGCAGUUCCAACAUCUGAUCCAACGGAACUCCGUGCUCAAGAAUGAACUAACGGCAAUGGAAAGGCGCAUCGAAGAGCUCUCAGCGGAAUGUGUUCGCCUUCAAGAUGUUAUUGCUUCCAUGGAACAAUGUCGAGAUACAUUUGAAGCCUCCCUUGAGCGAGCUUCAUUCCUAGAAAGACAGCUGGCUGAAGCAAAGGAGGAUAUCAAGUCGCUCCAGGCUGAGAAACAACUGGCUGCCUUUGCAAACACUUCGGCCCUAUACAAUGAGUUGGUGCCUGAUCAUGCUCAGUUUGUACAGUGUCAGGAUGCAAAUUUGUCUGUUAAUAACAGUUUGGUUCCCACCAUAGAUCUCACUGCCACACCCAUUUCAAAUACCAAACGUAAUUCUUUAUCUAGCUCCAAUAAAAUUAAGAAAUAUGUUAAACUUAGUAAAUUCAUCAAAAAAUCUGAAAAUAUUGUUAAAAAACAAAAGAAUUCUGUAAAGGAAAUUCCGAUUAGACAACAAAAGUUAGAUUUAAAAGUCCAGUUACUGUCCUGUGAAGACACCAUUAAAAGUAAUAAUAAAUUUAUUAAAGAAUUACAAAAUAAGAUAUGUUCUCUGCAGUCGGAGUUGCAGUCCAUAUCAAGUAAAUAUGAACUAUCAAAAAAAGUGGUAGGUGAAUUUACUCAAGCACUUAAAAAGCUAAAUGAGGAAAAAAAAAUGUGUAGUUCAGGCGAGGAAAUCCAAAACAUGGAGGCAUUCUCCCCUGACAAUGCUGCUUGUGCAGCGGCUACAGCCUUGACAAAGGUUGUGUUGCCCCUGGAGACUUUGCCCCCUUUACAGGUAUCUCCGGGGACUUCACAACUGAAUUCUUCGACAAUCAACAGCACCACUAGUACUUUGGUUAGACCUCCUACAGCCUGUUAUGAAACUCUUUUAGAUGUUUUAGAGGAAGCCCUCAGUGCUGCAGAUGAUUUAUUAAAAAGAAAUGCCUCAGAUCCUAAAUCUACCUUCCGAUUUAGACAUAUUUCUCCUGAAGAAUUAUUAUCUGCUUACAAAGCACUCAACAUGAAAAAUACAGAGGAUCUGUGGGGUCGUUCCACUACUGAUGCAGCAGCCACUCUAGUUGGAAUUAUCAAUGAUGCUUGGGAAGCCGGACAGGAUGUUAUAGGUGUAUUUUGUGACCUUUCAAAAGCUUUUGACUGUGUCGACCACAACAUACUGAAAAAUAAGCUUAAAUUCUAUGGUGUCACUGGAGCGGCCCUUGAUGUACUAUCUUCUUACUUAGACAAUAGAACUCAGAAAGUAGAAAUUAAUAGAGCAGCCUCUAACAGCGCUCCUGUGCACAUGGGCGUGCCUCAAGGCUCCAUUAUUGGCACCCAGUCACGCUCCGUCCGUAACCAGUACGAUGGUCGUUCUAUCACCCAGCGGGGACCUGUGCUACUCAGUUGA